GUAAUCAUCGUAUCUCGGCGACCCACCAUCGACACCGGCAACAACAACGCUAUCCCCCACCCUCCUUAAGAGCAACUUCAUGCCCCACAAGCCGUGACUUCCUUAGCAAACCCUACCCCACUGGCCAAUUCAGCAACGGCGGCCUCGCCAGUGACUCUCUACGCCGAGGCCUUUGGCCUCAGCCCUACAUUAUCUCCCGCCCAUCUCCCGAUCCUGCUUAUACAAUCAAUGACCUCGCCUUUUGCCAUUUGCUUUCGCCUGCGGCACUCGGCCUCGACAACGUCACCUCCGACAUGCUGCGCAUUAGAUACUUUGCAAAACAAACUGUAUUUUCGUUGAUUGCAGAAGGCUGUGAGAUAAGUUCAUAUGUCUUUACUUAUUGCUAUGUGCCAUUUGGACAACUCAGUAAACAAAGUACACCAUUGAAAAACCUUUUGCAGCCUCUAUCAAAUAAUGCUUUCAGAAAAGAGGCAUUUUUCAAAGUUCUUUCUGUCAGCCAUGGACUUGUAGCCUCAAAAGUGAACCAUGGAGUAUCCUUCCUACCAUGUGUUAAAGCCUCUGAAGCUGCAUUGGCAAUGGCAUCAAAUGAUGGAAUUGUGAAUGAUGUCUUAAAGAGGUUUUUACUCAAGUAUAACAAGCAGUGGAAUACCAAAGUGGCACAUAACCUAGUGGGGAAGACUUCAAGGGAAGCUGCUACCAUUUUCUUGCAAGAUUAUGGACUCCCUCUGAGUGUUAAAGAAUUAAUGGAUAUGAUUACCCGGUUGUUCUCUGACCAGUGGUACAACAUUAAAGCUUUUCCAUGUGCCAAUCGGUUGAUAAAGCAUUUGAGUAGUAAUGGGGUUCCAAUGGCUUUGGCUUCAAACCCACCAAAAUUGAACAUGGAAGGCAAAAUUUCUGACCACCAUGGAUGGAAAGAGUCCUUUUUAGCCAUUGUUGGUGGAGAUGACGUUAUAAAUGGAAAGCAAUCACCUGAUAUGUAAGAUAUAGAGAUUGAGUUUUUAGUCUUCAGGCAUUUGUACUAUUU
This is a messenger RNA of Dioscorea cayenensis subsp. rotundata (Guinea yam), 1024 nucleotides long. RefSeq lists its product as uncharacterized. Gene Ontology annotation, molecular function: sn-glycerol 3-phosphatase activity. Gene Ontology annotation, biological process: glycerol biosynthetic process. NCBI's taxonomy places the organism in Eukaryota, Viridiplantae, Streptophyta, Magnoliopsida, Dioscoreales, Dioscoreaceae. The record is from RefSeq and is a predicted model, not a curated record. The transcript is spliced from 5 exons. The annotation marks the transcript as partial.